AUGACAGGUCGGAUGUCUUUAAUUGUGUUUUUGAUGUUAUUUGUUAGUUGUUCUAAUGCAUCAUUGGAGGAGCUAGAGAUCCGGAUUCAAAACAUGGAAAGGAUAGUGCAGCACCAGAAUGACCGUAUCAAACAACUGGAACAUAUCGUGGCCAGUCAAACAGUGGAGAUAAAAGAGCUAAAUGGUGAAUUGGUUGACGUCAAAUCGGAGAAUUUGGACAAACAAGAGCAAAUUUCUAUUUUAAAGAAAAUGGUAUUAGAAAGUUUCUAUGAACAGUCCAAACAAGAAGUAGAUACUGAGGUGCAUGAUAAUCUGGUUAAUUUUGAUAAAAACAAGAGACUUCUUGAGAGUAUCGAUCCUUCUCCGGUUCCUGUUCAAACCACAGCGUUCUACGCAUACAUGGGUGGGGCAUUAACAACACAGGACCAAGACCGAACCUUAAUAUUCAAUAUAGUGAAAACAAACAUACAUGACGCCUACAGUCCACACAACGGAAUUUUCACAGUACCGUUUAAUGGUGUGUAUGGUUUUACGUUUAGUGUAAGAGAGGACGGCAGUAGCUAUGGUUCAUACGAAAUAAUGAACAAUGGUGUACCUGUAGGUUCAGCGAUAGGUAUUGUUGAGGGUACCAAUAUCCAGCAACAAGUGAUUGGGACAGUUAUAAUUUCGGCAGAAAAAGGCCAUGAAAUUUCCGUUAGAACGCACUCAAGUCUCCCACAUCAUGGUUUAAUACUGAGCAACACUCAUGGCAGAUCUAUGUUUGCUGGAUGGUUAAUAUCACAUUAA
This is a messenger RNA of Mytilus trossulus (common blue mussel), 786 nucleotides long. RefSeq lists its product as uncharacterized. The coding region runs from base 1 to 786 and encodes 261 amino acids. NCBI's taxonomy places the organism in Eukaryota, Metazoa, Mollusca, Bivalvia, Mytilida, Mytilidae. The record is from RefSeq and is a predicted model, not a curated record. Gene Ontology annotation, molecular function: protein binding. The transcript has 2 exons.